AUGGGCCAGGUGGAGUCUGAGUGGCUCGAAACCUUUGCAGCUUUCUUCAAGCAACUGCAGCAGGACGUGCGUGAGCAGCUCUUUAAGACGCUGAUGGGGAAGGCCGAAGAGCUUGUCAAGGCUUGGGAGUCGGAAAUGGACGAGGUGAACCAGGAGAUUGACAAGAAGGUGAAGCAGAAGAGGCACCGGUUGUCCGAGGCAGUCAGCCGGCGGCACGAGUCCGCCCGCGAAGACUAUUGGAG
Messenger RNA from Symbiodinium sp. CCMP2456, 242 nucleotides. NCBI's taxonomy places the organism in Eukaryota, Dinophyceae, Suessiales, Symbiodiniaceae. The record is from the annotation of a GenBank genome assembly.